UUCUACUCAACCAACAACAUGUACAAUUCCACUUUUUGACUGGUGACAGACCCACAAUUAUCUCAGUUUUGACCUCUCUGAAGAUUAAGCAAAAUAACACUUCGUUCGUUCGUACUCUAUGAACUCGCUGCUGACCUCCUCCACAUCCUUAGCCCUGCCGUGUGCGAUACCGAUCGUCUUCGUCAAUUUCUUAAGUUCUUUUUGUUCUCCAAUUCAUGGUGGUACCAACGAUUUAGCUACUGAAGUUUAGAAAGCCCCCAAUUUUUGUUUUCGUUUUAGCGUUUCCCGAUCUGUGAAUUGGGUAUCAGCUCCAAAGGUUUAAUGCCCAGUAAAGUUAUCGAGGACGAGAGUUUAGGGGUCUUACAGUGCGAGUGAAUUUAGAUUAAAAGGUACAAACUUUACCUUUUGGUCGGAACUGGGAAGAGGGGGAAUCGGACAUGAUUCAGUUACUAUUCCUGGUUCUGUUCGUAGAAGGUGCGAUUGCGUUCUUACUACUGGUAAAGAUUGGUCCUUUAAGGGAGCUUGUAAUGAAGAGCUUAGACCAGCUUAAAUUGGGGAAACGUCCUGCUACUCUGAAAACCAUCGCUGGAACCAUGUCUGUGAUCCUCCUGUCGAAUCUCAUGAAUAUCAUUAAGAUCCAGAACAAGGGUGCCAAACUUGGGACAAUGUCUCCAAUGGAUCAAGUCCUCUGGAGAACACACUUGCUCGAGGCUUCUCUUAUGGGUGUUGUGCUCUUUUUUGGCUUCAUUAUUGACCGGACACAUCAUUACCUCGAAAAGCUAAUCACUUUAAGAAGCAAUGUCGGGUCAUCGAAAGGAGAACUAGAAGAACUUAGGAAGGAGAGAAUCGAACUGAAGGAGAAAGAAGAGAAGACAUCCAAGGAAAUUAAGCAGCUGAAAGAAAAACUGUCGUGUGUUUCAGAGAAUCUCAAGAAACUAGAGAAGGAAUCCAAAGAGAAAGAAACGAAGCUCGAAACAGCUGAAGCCCAUGUCACAGCUCUCCAAAAGCAGUCUUCAGAGCUAUUGUUGGAGUAUGACAGAUUGCUAGAAGACAACCAAAAUCUCCAAAGCCAGAUUUUGGUUGGAACCAAGAAAACCUGAAGUGAUUUAAGAUUCUUAAGAGCUCUUUGAUAGAGUUUUAGAGUGUUUUGUGAACGAAUGCGGAAAUGGUAAGUGGCAACCAAGGAAUUCUUGUACUCGUUUUUUUUUUGCGCUCUUGGUUCCUACCCAUUGAUGCUGUCUUCCAAAUAUUAUAAUGUUACGUAAAUUAACAACAUCAGUAAGAAGCCAUCUAAACAAUGAA
Molecule: messenger RNA, 1302 nt
Organism: Arabidopsis thaliana (thale cress)
Lineage: Eukaryota; Viridiplantae; Streptophyta; Magnoliopsida; Brassicales; Brassicaceae
Product: B-cell receptor-associated protein 31-like protein
Exons: 2
Coding region: 438-1100 (220 amino acids)
Biological process (GO): intracellular protein transport; endoplasmic reticulum to Golgi vesicle-mediated transport
Cellular component (GO): membrane; endoplasmic reticulum membrane; endoplasmic reticulum
Source: RefSeq, marked reviewed